GCCUCGUCCUCCAGACAGCGGGCAUUCCGCUACUUCUCAGCCGCUGAUGGGUGCCGCUCGUCCGCCUGAGAUGACACGGCCGCCCAGCUAGACGCCAGCCACCCGCCGAGUACCCGAUCGCGCACACGCCAUGACGGAGGCGCCGCUGGAGAAUGUCGUCUACUACCGCGGCGGUGGCGGCUACGCCUCCCUGCUGCGCUUGCCGCAGAAGGGAGCGAUGCAUGGAGCACGACGAGUUGCAACUUUCUGCUUGUUGACAGCAGUCCUUCCAACCGUCCUCCUUGUUAUACCCUUGUACCUGCGUCACAGUGUUUUCUCAGACAGAAUGUUUGAAGUUGCUGAGGAUGAAAUUCUGGUUCUUGAAACGGUAGAGGGAAUAUCUACUGUGUUCUGCCAGGGCCAUUCUUUGAAGAUGAAUUCCACCUUUAAUGCUUUUCAGCUCAGGACUGUUCCUGAGAUUGGUACUAAAAUGAAGUCUUCAAAAAUAAUAAAAAAAUUCUCACUUCAUGAUGAUACUUGGGAAUAUUGGGGUUUCUUUUUGCCAAAAGGAUCUGCUAUAAAUGUAACACUUUGCUCAAGCAACCCUGGAGCACGAAUGUUGAUUGUCAAGGGAGACAAAACUCUCAAGAAAUGCGACCUGAUUGACCAAGGUGUUCGAAAGGUGUCUGAUAGAAUUCUUGUAGACAGGUUCUAUAAUAAAGGGAUCACUGUGUAUGAGAUUAACAAACAGCAACAAAGUCUUACAGAGAAAGGACGCAGUGUUCCACAGCAUGAUACUCAUAUCCAAGGUAUGUCAGAACAGUCUGCUGAACAGUUUGAAGGAGAAGAUGAAACAGACGAUGGAGGUGAUUAUCCGCUCUCAUUUUCAAAGGGAACGAACAGAGUAAUUCUUCCUGUACUGCCCAAACAACUGAAGCAAAAUAUUGAAAAAAUCCCAAAUUUGGAUGAAGUGAAACAGAGUGAUACAGGGAACAGUGAUGAUGAUAGUUUGGGUGCUGAAGAAGUUCAGGCAUUAGAGGUGAUCAGAUCUCAUUUACAGAAACAUGCAAAUGAUUCCAUGUAUUUAACUAGUUUGAAUCAAAGUAAUGACACAAAUGCUAAUUCGUCAAGAAAAAUGCGACAUGCCAAAAGUAGAGCUCGAAAUAUCAGGCGCAAAGAAGUGAGUGUUGCUGGUGAUGAAGGACAGUACCAAAGACAGCGGAGGGAUGUCCAUGCGUUGGAUGGAGGUAUGGCUCAUGGUGGUACUGCUGCUAAUUACACAGAACCAGAAGAUGAUGUGGAGUCAUCAGAGUCAAGCUUUGAAAAUGAACUGCUGCGUUGUUACGGGAAACACACUGUAUUUGAGCAUGACCUUGUACCGUCUCAGAAUUGUACAAAAGGUGCCAGUAAUAUGACAUAUACAACAAUCGUAGACUAUAAGGUACAAGAAGAUGGCUACUACCAUUACAUAUUUUAUAGUGAUAAUGAUUUUGUUGAUAAUACUAUUAAUGCAGUAUUUGAAAUGUUUAAACCUAGAUUCAAGUACACUAAUUACACUCAUGCUUGUAUAAAUCAAACUGAAUGCAACUUUGAUUUAUCCUUUUGGUCAAAUGAAGUGGUAAUACUGGAAAUGCCUCAUUACAGUGCCAUUGAGACUGAACGAAAAUUGCAUUUGAUUUCCAGCUGUUACCCUCGAAUGGCAGUGUAUAUAGUAUUUCCAAUUUCUGUCUUGUUCUUGAUAUUAGGUUGCGCUUUUCUGUGA
Schistocerca serialis cubense is the source of this 1741-nucleotide messenger RNA. RefSeq lists its product as uncharacterized. The transcript has 4 exons. The record is from RefSeq and is a predicted model, not a curated record. Bases 131 to 1741 code for a protein of 536 amino acids. Lineage: Eukaryota; Metazoa; Arthropoda; Insecta; Orthoptera; Acrididae.